AUGAAGAAAUUCCUUGGGAAUAUCAAAAAGAAGAGUGGCAGCCCCGAGCGGAAUGGAAGUGCGCCGGUUGUGCUGCCUCAGGGUGACGCUCCUGAAGCUGUUGUUGUGCGCGAAGUGACUGCAUUCUGUGAAUCUGGUGCACCCAACUCAGCGGCCGCCGGCGACGAGUACCUCCAUCUUCCUGCGAUUGUGGAUGCAGCCGAAUCAAGUCCUACUGCGGCCAGAGAAGCCGCCGCCACCAUUCGCCGUUAUCUGUCAAAAGACCAUUACCAGCGAGGCUUUGCGCAAUAUAACGCAGUCAUGUUGUUGCGCAUCUUGACCGACAACCCCGGGCAGGCCUUUACACAAAACUUCGACGCUAAGUUCUUGUCAACUAUCAAGGAACUACUCCGAGAAGGCAAAGACGGCAGUGUACAGCAAAUCUUGAGGGAGACACUGGAUUAUUUUGAGGUGGAAAAGGCUCCAGGAAACGAUACGCUCGGCCCGCUGGUUGAAAUGUGGAGGAAGGAGAAGGGAAAGCGUAACACGCUUCGCCAGACGGUAGGUUCAACUGCUGUGAAAGCCUUGUUUCAAGAUCAUCAGACUGAACAACUGCAACAGCAUCGAGUCCCUCCCCCAUUUAUGGGACAGCAGCAUCAAUCGAGUCGGAGAACUGAUGUCCUUCCUCCUCCAGAAGAGCUGGCUUCCCGAAUAGAAGAAGCAAAGACCACUGCUCGACUUUUGGUGCAAACGGUCCAGUCAACGCCACAGUCGGAGCUGCUGGCCAACGAUCUUGUGCAGGAGUUUGCAGGCAGAGCCCAGUCCGCCCAGAGGAGUAUCCAGGCGUACAUGAAUUGCCAGAACCCGGCUCCGGACCCAGACACCAUGCUCACCUUGAUUGAGACUAACGAUCAACUGAACAUUGCCAUGUCCAAACAUCAGCGAUCCGUGCUGCAGGCGAGAAAGGCCCAGGGCACUGCUACUCCCAGUCCUGGACCACAAACUGAGUCAAUGCCCAACCCGCUCUCUAUGCCUCAACAUACUCUAGGUCAAAAUGUGUACGCUUCAGGUGGUCAAGGUGGCCCACAGGCAUAUUCGAUAUCAGCCCACCAAGGACAGAACGCCACUCCUCCAUCAGUCAAUCCACAACGGGACGAGGAACAGUACGCUCCUCCUCCAGGGCCGCCUCCGGCCGCUCGUGGCGCUGUUAGAAAUCAAGAGGCUACAAACAGUCACAGUCACUCAGGCUUAUUCUCCGCCACGGAGACAGCGCCUCCAUUGCCGACACGCGCCCGUCCGCAAUCUCAGGCCGCUGCAUACGGAGUUGGAGAUAACCCAUUUGCAGAUGAUGCUUAUGGGCCUGACUCGCCGCAGCACAACAAAUCGAAUACAUCGUACAACCUCGUCGACAUUGACGACACACCGUCACCUAAGCGUCAAGACAGCUUUCCGCUCCGGCAUGAUACCGAGAACAGUAGGGAGCAGCACCAGGUGAAUCCUUACGGUACGACAUCAGGUUAUAUGCACCGGCAGGAUUCACCUCCCGCACAUGGGGCAAUACACGGAACAGGCGCUGAUGACAUCCUUGCACAUCAAGACCAGCCGAGUAAUGAACGUGCAACGGAUUUCAUGAGUCCGGUAGACGACACCGGACGGAGGAUGAACGACAUGCAUAUUUGA
Exophiala dermatitidis NIH/UT8656 is the source of this 1659-nucleotide messenger RNA. RefSeq lists its product as uncharacterized. The transcript has 3 exons. The record is from RefSeq and is a predicted model, not a curated record. Gene Ontology annotation, molecular function: phosphatidylinositol binding; ubiquitin binding. Lineage: Eukaryota; Fungi; Ascomycota; Eurotiomycetes; Chaetothyriales; Herpotrichiellaceae. Bases 1 to 1659 code for a protein of 552 amino acids.